GGGAAACAGAGGGUAUCCUUAGCAUGUCAGCGUCUGACACUUGAACCGUCUCCUGCCUUACUCCUGUCUCUGUCCUGGACUUUUACUCACUGAGCCUCCUCCCUGACAAACACAGAAGAUGAGCGGGAGCACUGAUGACGUGAAGGCUGUGACCUGCACGGUCAAACCUCCGGUCUACCUGCAGAUUGGAGACACCAAAGCAGACACAGCUCACUCUGGUAUCUGUGUAGUCGACGUCACCCUCCCCUUUGGAAAACCUGCCAAUAUUGAGGAAAUCACCUUUAAGAACUACUAUACAGCCUACGUGACUGUGCGUCUGCUGAGGAGGAGCCCCGGGCAGGAGGCCCCUGCGAAGUGGUGCACUGCUCUGAGAGACCUGCCCCUGAUGGACAACCCCCACACUGAGGGGGGCUCACAAGACUACUACUCCAUUCACAGGACACAGAUGCAGGUGGAGCCAGAUCACGUGGUGUCUGUGCGGCUGAUCCUGAGACAGCCGUCCUCUGCCUGGCUAACCUUCAGCCUGGAGGACAUCAGGAUAUACCCUCACAUGGAGCCGGACCCAGAGAAGGAGGUUUCUGAUUGGCUGUCUGACCUGACCCUGGUUGACCAGCACCCUGACGUGGAGGGCCUCCCAGACCCCCAGACUGUGUCAUCCAGCAUCCAGCAGAUGUGGGCUCUGACCGAGGUGAUGCAGACCAACCAGACCACAGCCUCCAUUGGCCGAUUUGACGUGGAUGGUUGCUACGAUAUCAACUUGCUCUCCCUGACGUAA
Molecule: messenger RNA, 775 nt
Organism: Toxotes jaculatrix (banded archerfish)
Lineage: Eukaryota; Metazoa; Chordata; Actinopteri; Toxotidae
Gene: nicn1
Product: nicolin 1
Exons: 7
Coding region: 119-775 (218 amino acids)
Cellular component (GO): nucleoplasm
Source: RefSeq, a predicted model, not a curated record